AGCCAACAACACAAGUUGAUUGUCGAUCUGUGACCGCAACUCGAGUCCUUCCGCUAGCGACUGCUGGCAGCGUGUAUAUAUCAGAAAUGGAGAGUACCAACGAAAACAACGAGGAAAAAGUUAAACAAGACGAACAACAGGAGGAGCAAUCCAGCAGCAGUGCCAAACCAUCUGAAGAGAGUCAACCUGAAGAACCGGAUGUCAAACCCACCCAAGUUGAUCUCUCGGCCAUUCCUCCGCUGAUGCAUGUCACGGCCGAGGACGCAGUAGCAGUCGAACCCGAUUCAACCGUGAUCGAAAAUCCCGUCAAUUUGAAGGUGGAGGACGCCGGUAUGACCGGAGCAGCGGAGGAAGAACAACAAGUAGAGCCAACGAGAAAUCCGGAUGGAUCUCCUGCUCCGGCCGAAAUAACUCAACAGGAGCGCCAGCCGAGAUCGUCUCCGCCACCGCUCACGCAGCACGUACGAACCAUCACGCUGACGCCAGACUACCGCCAGUUGCAACAGAGUCAGGAGAACAAUCAGCAGGAGACGGCCAUGAGCGAGGGCCAGCAGCUGGCCAACGAAGGGAACACGGCGAAUAAUUCGACUAAUAUCUACGUAGAAGAAGGAGCCGUCAAUCCUGUUCAACAGGAGGCGACGGACAAUGGCUCCUACUAUCAUCACUACGCCGAAGAGAACGGAGCCGGACAAUCGGUCCGCUACCGAGAAAUGGCUGACGAUCACAAGACGGGAUCGGUUCAACACACCACGGAGCUGCUGGAUGCGGCUGCGGCGGAAGCCGGAGUCCCGACUGGUUACAUCAUGAUGGAGGGCGAAGAAGACGACCAAGAUGACCGGACAUCCUAUUUAGGCAGCCGUUUGGCCACCUUUCAGAUGACGUUGGCUCGGCAGGUGGAUCUGGAGGAAGGUGGUAACGGCGGAGGGCCGUCGGCCCAUCACUCCCGCGACGAAGACGGCCACGCUUCGUCAGAGGCGGCCGACCACCAGCAACAACAUCACCAGCAGCAGCAACAGCAGCAUUCGGGCCAGCAAGUGUACAGCAUGCUGACGCCCACGCGCUACAUCAUGCGAUCCGACUUGUACAACCACAAAGGAGAGUUGGACGAUUCCACUUACGACCCCAGCGGUGAAGUGAUGGUCACCGAUGGCACAGUGGAUAAUUUUGGCAGCAAUGUCAUCCAUGUCCACACCACUUCGCUCCAGCCGCUGCAGACGCUGCAAUCGUUCACUUAUCCGUCGUCGGACAGGCAUUCGCCCAACUCGGCGGCCGCUGCGGCCGCUGCCGCCUACAACACGUCCGACGGCUACCAGUACCACCAAAUCGGGAGCAAUUCGAAGCUGCAGUCCCAGCAAGAGACGUCGCACCAUCACUACACUUCGCUGCUUUCGCACGGCGGCGGAGGAUCAUCGGGAUCGUCGUCGGGCCGUCUGGUCGACCCGAGUCUCUACAGCAAACUCGAGGUGACUCCGUCGCAGUACAAGUCGACCCUGCACGGAGCCACCGCCCAGGUGUACAGCCACAACAUCCCGUCGUCGUCGCCCAACCAUUCCGGCGUCUACGACCACACGGCCACUUUGUACAGCGCCUCCAAUCCGUCGCAGGGCGCCACCAUCACUUACAAUCCGUCCAAUUCUUCCGGAUUGUCCUCCUCUUCCGGCAUCGUCAUCGGAUCUCACAAAAUGGAUGGGAUCAAUAUUCAACUGCCAUGGAACUCAUCCGAAUCGCCGUUGGAAUACAAUUACGGAUCUUACGGAAUGGGCGGUGCAGGAUCGCUGUCGCUUGACGUGUCGCCAACCGAGUUGAAAUCCAUGUCCGUCGGCGGGUAUUCCGGCAAUUAUUCAACGGUCGGUGGCCAAUUCACUUCGGUUAGUCCCGCGCCGAGUAAUUCCUGGUACAGCCCAUCCGACGGCAACGUUCACAUCCUGCAUACGGGUGAGAUCCUGCGCAAAGUCGAUCCAGAUGAUCCGGCCAUGUUGGAAGGCAGAGAAUGCGCCAAUUGUAGCGCAAUUGCUACGCCUCUUUGGCGUCGCGACGGCAACAAUCACUAUUUGUGCAAUGCUUGCGGUUUGUACAAGUUGACCAACGGGACCAAUCGUCCGCCCGUCCGUCAGCCGCCUUCCGGCGGCAACGGCAGCAACAGCGGCAACGGAAUCGGCGGCCAUCAGCCGCAUCAAGCCAAGCGCUCUUCCGUCGGCAGCGCCGGCGGUGGCGGCGGGAGUUCGUCGAGCGGCAGUGGCAACCGGCGAGCCGGUCUGACCUGCUCCAACUGCAAUACGUCGACGACGACUUUGUGGCGCCGCAACGCCAAUGGCGAACCCGUCUGCAACGCCUGCGGACUCUACUUCAAACUGCACAAUGUGAGCCGACCGCUAGCCAUGAAGAAGGAAGGCAUCCAGACCCGUAAACGAAAGCCAAAAGCCGGAACUCCCAGUGGCGCCCCGACCGAAAAAUCAUCAAAUAAAAGGUCGAAGAACAGCAAUAACACAUCUGGCGGCCAAUUGAUUCUUCAGCAUCCGUCCGGAUCGUCUGGAUCGCAGUUGCACCAACAACAUCACGCUCAACUCAACCAACACUACGAAGAGAUGAAGCACGAACUGGGCGAGACGGACGAUCACGAAAUGACCACCAUAUCCAGUAAUCACAUAUACCGCCAGAUGUUGGGUGUCGGUGGUGCCAGCGCAGUGAUUCACUACACCCCGACGGUGAUCACAUCGUCGUCGCUGACCGUCGGCAACGGCGGAGCCGUGGUCCUGAUGGAACCAUCCGGAUUGAUAACGACGGUGGCGAGCAACGGGGCAGAGGACGAGGACCAGCAGCAACAGCAUCACCACCAUCAUCAUCAUCAUCAGGCCGAUGGCGGUAACGACGAGGCCUCGGCCUCCAACAACGGCGAUCACUCGCCCAUCCAUUUGCCUUCGACCACCUUCCUCAACACUCACAUUAGCAAUUUGCCGCCAUUGGAGCCGGUAGUGAUGAUGCACGGAUCGACUCUGGUGACUCGCGGAGGAUCGCCGAUUGGCAACGACGUUGGAUCCAACAUCGUCAUCCGCCAGUUUGAACGCCAAGUCGACUGAUCCAACCCGCCCAAAUCAUCUUCUCCCAUCUAUAAAUACGUAUACCUCGUAACUAUUUCCCAUACUAACCGAACACUAACCAAGGCACCACACGUAAUUUGUAGCACAUUGAUCGCCUUCCGGUCGGUUGAACCAAACAAACAAGAAAAAACAAAGCACAAAAAAGUCAAAUGGCAAUCAAUAAGGAUCGCUUCUAUUAACAUUCGAGUUCAUAUUUUACACUUGAAUUUGGGUAUUUAGGUAUUCUGUCGUUGUAGGCUGUACUUACUACACGUCACUCGUAUAGGCUAAAUCAUAUUGAUGCAAAUGUCACGUUCCUUGUUUAGCAUUAAUCCAAUUGCAAUCACGGUGUCAAAUGGUGACUUAUGCGGUAUAUGUUUAUUAUGCGGCGGCUGAGCACAAUAUUUGAAAUUCCUAAUGUUGGAACUUCAUUCGCCAUGAUAAAUCUAAGCAUUUAUCACUAAAAGGGGAACUUGUAAUUGUCAUUUAAACCUACGUCACAUGCAUUUCGUCCUAUGACUUUCGUCUAUUUCAUCCGAUGACUUUCAUCUAUUUCAUCCAUACGUCCACUUAAGUCACGGCUCGCAAUUAGUUGCGCAGUGUAUUAUUGCAUCCUCGUUUUUCAUUCACAUUCCCUUUUAACUGUCUAGUUGAUUAUUAGAGAAACUCAUAAGCCAUGUAACCAUUAUUAUAGACUACUAUGUGCAACUAUACCAAUAUACCAAAGAAGAAUU
Molecule: messenger RNA, 3811 nt
Organism: Daphnia pulicaria
Lineage: Eukaryota; Metazoa; Arthropoda; Branchiopoda; Diplostraca; Daphniidae
Product: box A-binding factor-like
Exons: 11
Coding region: 87-3077 (996 amino acids)
Biological process (GO): positive regulation of transcription by RNA polymerase II; negative regulation of transcription by RNA polymerase II; cell fate commitment
Molecular function (GO): DNA-binding transcription factor activity, RNA polymerase II-specific; zinc ion binding; RNA polymerase II cis-regulatory region sequence-specific DNA binding
Source: RefSeq, a predicted model, not a curated record